AUGUCGAUCAGCCCGACCGACCCUUCUGGGUCCUCAAGCACCGUGGCAACUCAAUUUGAGCCCUACCAAUCGGCCUCCUUUCAGCAGAUGCGAAGUCGCAUGCACUCGCUCUCCUCCUCCUCCCCAACACACUCGUCGACGAUCGCCGAUAAGGAGCUCAACACGACCGUUGGACCUCUUGCACCUUCAAUUGACGCAGCUGCAGAUCUGUCAUCGCAAAGAGACGUCUCUAUGACGCCCUCGCCACCAGCCAGCGAGUGUUCGUGCCGUGAUCUUGUUUUGUCAGGAUCUCAGACUCCAUUAUCACAGGCCUCCGACUCGAGUGCCAGCAGCUGCACGGACGUCGACCCAUUCAAGCGACAUACGACCGCCUCGCCAACCUUUGCAUCCCGCAAGCUGACCUCCUCGGCCCGAGUCAGGCCCACUCUUGCUUCCAAGCGCGUCCUCUCAGAAGGCGACAUCAUCCUGCCGCGCCCGGACAAGAGGAGCCGAGCCGGCAACGAUCCAAGUACGCGAAAGCGAUCCGCCGACCUGGUCUCUCGCUCUCGCGCCGCUAUCCACUCCUCGCCCAUACCAGCUGAGUCGUCCAUCGUUUCAUGGCGCAUGGCUCGCAAGCAGCAUCGCGAGCGCCAGCUUGCUCGACGCAACAAAGACAAAGCUGCCAAGGCCAAGUCCGCAGCAACACCUCCAUCCCAAACGAAGCAGGAUGUGCUCCCCGAGCUUCGACUGCUAUCGGCAACUCGCACUGCUCCCAUCGGAUGGUCGCAGUUCAGUGGAGCCGCUGCCUUUGCGCCGCACAUGGUCGAGGUGUACGACGAACGGGAUGCUAAAUGUGCUCCUGAGAGACAGCGCUUCUGGCCCAUCAUCGAUCACCAACUCGACUACACCGGCGCACGCAUGCUCUCGCUGUCCAACGGCACUUUUCACCUGUCCGAGCCUUGUGCAAAGCCGUUGCUCGACGAGCCGAUCUCUCCCAAAUCAGGUCUGCCGUUGCGUCAGCUUGCCAUGCCAGCGUAUACGCAGCCUAUCGGCUCGUCGGACGAGGAUCGGUCUCCCGUCACACCGGAUGCCCCCACCCACCGAGCAGCACGUUCUCCGACCCGUCCAUCGCGUCAGGCACGUAAAGCGGUAGCAAAAGAGUCGCAGCGCAAAGCGAGGAUCCCCCUCUCCCCAUCGGCGACCCUUUCGGCCGUCAUCGACUUCACCCGCGCCCAAGCCAGCGCGAAGCAGCACCCGGAACCGGCGCGCAACGCCUACGGCCAGCUGAUCCACUCCCCACCCUCCCCACCAGUCAAACCUCAGCAUAGCCUGGCACCGCAUGCGCCGCUGCGCAUCGCACCUCGCUCCGUCCCUCGAAGCAGAGACUACUUUGGCCACUGGGAGACGUACCUCUGCCACUUUGGCAAGGAGUCGACCUUCUAG
Messenger RNA from Kalmanozyma brasiliensis GHG001, 1422 nucleotides. RefSeq lists its product as uncharacterized. The transcript has a single exon. NCBI's taxonomy places the organism in Eukaryota, Fungi, Basidiomycota, Ustilaginomycetes, Ustilaginales. Bases 1 to 1422 code for a protein of 473 amino acids. The record is from RefSeq and is a predicted model, not a curated record.